Molecule: messenger RNA, 5078 nt
Organism: Podarcis muralis (Common wall lizard)
Lineage: Eukaryota; Metazoa; Chordata; Lepidosauria; Squamata; Lacertidae
Gene: ZC3H6
Product: zinc finger CCCH-type containing 6
Biological process (GO): negative regulation of DNA-templated transcription
Cellular component (GO): nucleus
Molecular function (GO): metal ion binding; RNA binding
Source: RefSeq, a predicted model, not a curated record
ACCUCCUCCCCCACCCGCUCCCCUCCCCACCACCCCGUUCCGCCGCGCGCCAUUUCUCUUCCCACGCGCUCUCUUUCCCCGUCUCGCUCUUUUCUCUGUGGCAAAGCGACCGGGCGCCAUGUUUGUAAGGAAGACAUAACCAGACCAGCCUCCUCCUUCUCCUCCUCCUCCUUUGCGGCCAACGGCACCUCUUCCCCGUCCCCUCCGACCGACCCACCACUCCCUCUUCUUCUUCCUGUGGUGCGUGUGUGUUGCCUGUUGUUAAACCCCCCUAGCCCCUAUCUUUAUUUUAAUUUUAUUUUUUGAAAUUUGUGGCCAGCCUCGCCCGGCCCAGAGCGACCGUUAAAAGCGCCCUUUUCUGGGGGCCGCGAGCGCGCGUGUGUGUUUGCGUGUGUCCCCGUGCCCACCCUUCCCGUCACUCAGUAAAAAACCGUGAGUGGAAAUCUUCGCUGCUUCUUGCUGAGGUGGUGGGGGGGACCCCCACGCGGUCCUCCUCCGGCCGCCGCCGCCGCCGCUUCUGCGUAUAUUUGUGUGUGUGUGUGUGUGUGUGUGUGCCUUGUGUCUCCUCCUCCCUCCUCUUUCCUCUCCCAACGCCCCACCACGGGCAGCAGUGUCCUGCCUUCCUCCUCCUCCUCCUCCUUCCUCCUCCUCCCUGCACACACAGCCAGAGCCAGCACAAUGGCCUUUGAAAGCCUGUUCUCCAAGCCCCCAAACCCAGUUCUUGACCAAAACAUGCCCGACUCUGACAGGCAACAUGCAGGGGACGAAAGAGAGGAUGGUGAACUCGAAGAUGGCGAAAUAGAUGAUGCUGGAUUUGAAGAGGAUAAGGAAGAACAAGAUGCAAAGGUUGAAGAUAAACAGAAAAAUGAAAAAGCCCAUAGAAAAUCCCGCAAGAAACGCAAAAAAGAAAAGGAUAAGAAAAAGUCAAAAAGGAGAAGACGAGAUAAACACAAGCAUAAUUCCCCCUCUAGCAAUGACAGUUCUGACUAUAGCAUUGAUUCUGAUGCCGAACGAACAGAAAGAUCCCAUAAGAAAGGAUCUGGUUUCUACAGAGAUUAUGAGUCUUCAUUCAUUCAGCAUGGGCAUAUUUCAGGAAAAUAUACCCCUUCACAGAAGUCACAGCAUACUAAAAAAUCAAAAAACAAAGAUUAUGAUAACUACAGUGAUGAUUUUGUCUACAAUGAGGAUGAAAAAGAGGAUUUUGCUGACCAAUUAAAACAGUAUAGACAAGCUAAAGAAACUUCAAAUGCUGAUUUAGAUGCUCCAAUUUCAAAAGAAUCUAUGAAAAAGCAAGGAAUGAAAGGGAUUCAGAAAGGUGCUACACAGACAAGCAAUAGUUACGGUAUUGGCCGAGGUCGUGGCAUGCAGAAGAAAUUGAAACGCAAAGACCGUGGAAGGGGAAGGGGGAUAAAUAAAGGUCCUGAAGAGGAAAUAAAGCCUGUUAAGAAAUGGCCAACUAUGAGUCAGGCAUUCAUAAAUCAGCAUACUGUGGAACACAAAGGAAAACAAAUCUGUAAAUAUUUCCUAGAGGCACGAUGCAUUAAGGGAGACCAGUGUAAAUUUGAUCAUGAUGCAGAAAUAGAGAAGAAAAAGGAAAUCUGCAAGUUUUAUAUACAGGGUUAUUGUUCCAAAGGAGAGAACUGCAUUUACAUGCAUAAUGAGUUCCCUUGCAAGUUCUAUCAUACAGGAGCUAAGUGCUACCACGGCGACAAGUGCAAGUUUUCUCAUGAUCCACUAACUAAAGAGUCGAAAGAACUCCUUGAUAAGGUACUGAAUACUGAAGAGGAGCCACAAAACGAUGAUGAAAAGGAAGUGGAGGAACUUCGGAAACGAGGCAUAGUUCCUCUUCCUAAGCCUCCUCCAGGAGUUGGGCUUUUGCCAACCCCACCAGAGCCGUAUUCAUUUACUGAGGAAGAUGCAGAAAACUUUCAGGAUCCCUCUGGUGAAUUCAAGAAAAUCCCAUCUCUCUUUGAGAUAGUUGUGAAGCCUACUGUGGAUUUAGCCCACAAGAUUGGGAAAACUCCACCAGCAUUCUAUAACAGCACAUCACCGCCAGGACCAGAGUUUGAAGGAAAUGAUCCACAUAUGUAUAAUACAGAAUCGAGCCCAGGACAUAAUGGACCAGCAGGGCUCCCAGGUUCUCCUGGGCAUCCUUGCAUAGGUCUAGGAGGGCCACAGAGUCCACCUUUGCAGCCAGUUCCUCCGGGUUACCUAGGACCACAGGGUCAAGCCGGUGGACCAAUGCAUGGACAGCAGGGUGGGCCACCUUUGACGCCACCUGGUUCAUCAUAUGGCUGUGCAGUUGCUCAAGAACAUAUGGCAAACAUGCCCAGAGACAAUCAUUGCCUACCUGGUCCACCAUAUCAGCAAAUCCCCGGUGAACGGCUGCCAAAUACUUGUUACGAGUCCCUUCAGAAUCCAGCCAAUUUCUAUGAUAAUUACUAUUCGCAUCAGGCUGUACAUAACUUUCAGACAACCAAUAACACUGGUGAUGGUGCUUGGCAAGGAGAAUUUGCAGAUCAGCAGCCUCACCACAUGUCUUCAGAUUCACAUAACAGUGGCAAUGAGUACGAGUCAGACUGUGCUACAGCAGCAGGCCACAGUUCAGCUAUUAAUGUACCAGAUUUUCUUCCUGCAAUGCAGAAAGCCCUUUUUGUAAGGCUUAGUCAAAAACAACAAGACGAUGGAGAGCAAAUGAGCAAUCAGUGUCAGAGAUCACUGAGUAGAGAAGAAGAUGAUAAUGUAAACUGGUACUCCAGUAGUGAAGAGGAAGAAGGAAGCAGUGUUAAAUCAAUAUUAAAGACCUUAAAGAAACAAAGUGAGACAUUAAGGAAACAGCAGCAGCAGGCAGCAGACCAACAGCUUCGUGUUAUGCCUACUGACCCAAGACUUGCUAAAGAGCGAGGUCAAGGAAGCCAAGCUGUUGAUCCCAGGCUAAGAUCAGCUUCAAGAUCAAAUGCUAGAAAACCAUCAGAGUCAGGAACCUUGGACCCAAGACUUGCACGAGAUCCUAGAAUUUUAAAGAGCAGCGAAAGCAGUCAUGCUAGUUCAUCUGCUAGUGGAGCAAACCCUGGUGUCAAGACGGUGCAAAAAGGAUUAGAGGAGGAAGAAGAGGAUGGAGAACGGGAGCUGAGAGAGAGAGCUUUCUUAAUACCAUUGGAACCUCUGCCUGGAGUAACACUACGGGAUCCAAGAUCUCAGCUUAGGCAAUUCAGCCAUAUUAAAAUGGACAUUGUUCUGAGCAAACCCAACUUUGCUAAGCAUAUUGUAUGGGCUCCUGAAGACUUACUCCCAGUACCUUUGCCGAAACCAGACCCAGUAUCUUCAAUCAACUUACCCCUUCCUCCACUUAUAGCUGACCAACGAUUUAAUCAAUUACGGAAUAUCAAAAGUGAUCCCAUCCCAAGUACAAUACCAUCUGACCCGAGAUUAGCAGCAAAAGCAAAAAAUAGUACACAUUUAGUAAACAGAAGUGUCUCUUUGGACCACUCUACAGAUUCUCAUCCUGGUAGCACAAGCAAAUUGGGAGACCCUCGCUUGCAGAAAACAAUUGAUCCCAGGCUCCACAGACCAUCCAGUACAGACUCUCACCAUACAGUAGUGAAGGACUUUUUGCCUCCAAAGACUGACCCCAGGUUAGCCAAAUCCAGCACUGGUACAUCACAGUCCUCAGAAGCUGCAGCCUUUCAUUCUGAUUCGGAUGCGUUACCCCCAUAUGCACCUAAGCUAUCAUCUGCCACUGCUAAACUGGGCACCCCUAGCUCGUUAUUAAGUGGCAUUAGCUUGUAUGAUCCAAGAAAUCACACUCCAUCAGACCCCUCUCCAGUUAAUUCAGGGGAGAAUGGAGAGAACCUGAAGAAGGGUAUUUUGAAAAAUGCUGGCCAAAAUGAAGCUACGCUCUCAGAAGAACAGUUGCCUCAAAAAACAUCCCUGCACAUAGAAAAAUGCCUGGAAACAUCUGGAGAAGCCAUUCCAGAUAAAGUGGGCAGUAAAUCUCAGGCUAAACACUCCAGUGCUGCUCCAGCAGUACACAACCUUCCCAUCCAGGCUUUGUCAGGGUUAAUCAGACCACAGUACAGUGAUCAGAGGCCUGUAAGGCAGCCUGGGCAAAUCAGUCAAACGUCAGAGAGUGAUCCAAAUGGGGAAUCCGAUGACAAAUCACUGAAAGAUGUUUUCAAGACUUUUGACCCAACGGCUUCACCUUUUUGUUAGCUGUGUGUUUAUGAAGACUUUUUACCAUUGUGAAUAAUGCAGGUUUCUGCGGUUUUGUAACUGAUUUACCUCUAUGCUUUAUUUAUUUUUAAAUUAUAACCAGAAACACAUUUGGGCUGCUAUUUUCAGAACCACAUGCCGUAACACAGUAUGCUAUAGUGUUUGCCAAGUUGGUAUUUUCUAUAUAAUUUUCACAUUUCAGGGAGACUAAUCAUUGAUCUGUUUUUUAAAAAUAACAAUAGGUAUAUCAUGUUAGAUCUGAAAUAAGCACUUUCAUUGUAAAUAAUCAUUAAGGAUUCAAUUUGAAGACUUGUAUAUGUGUAAUGUGUCUUUUCAAAAUCAACAUUUAGAGAAUGUUUGCCACUUUUGUAAGAUUGUAUAGGUUCAAGCAAUAUAAUGUACAUUACUGUGAGAGACACUAUUUAAAAUGACAAUUAUCUGAUCUAUCAAGUCCAACUUGCUAAGUAAAAUUCAAAAAGAAUUGAUCUUUUCUGAGCGUUGACACAGCAUCAUUUUUUAUUCAUGAAUUGAUACUCAUAGCCUAAAAGAUACUGUAUUACAUAUUGAGGAACUGAAGCAUUUUUAAAGUAUUUUAUUCUAUGCUGUAUAUAGAAGAAAUUGCAAAGGACACAGCUAAAACAUUUCUAAGUAGAAAAUUCAUAAGUUGUAUGUGUAAAAAAUGUAUUUUCUUUUUUCAUGUAUACAUUAUUCUCAUUUAGUGCUGGCACAUUGUGGUGUUCAUGUAUUCAAUGUAUUUUUGUAUUCAACUGCUUAAUUUGUAUUGCUUUUUUGUAUUGAUAUGUAAUGACAGUAACAUAUACUCAUGUGUCUGACAUUUUUAACAAAUUAAAAAAGAGUGAAAAUCU